Molecule: messenger RNA, 3998 nt
Organism: Bactrocera tryoni
Lineage: Eukaryota; Metazoa; Arthropoda; Insecta; Diptera; Tephritidae
Gene: Dp1
Product: vigilin
Exons: 7
Coding region: 146-3982 (1278 amino acids)
Cellular component (GO): nucleus; cytoplasm
Molecular function (GO): mRNA binding
Source: RefSeq, a predicted model, not a curated record
UUGGUCGUCUAAGAAUCGAGGACAACCCAAGUUAACAAACUGGAUUUUUCAGCAGAAGCAGUUAAAUAGGCCGGAUUUUUGGAAUUUACAGUACAUGGUACUGUAACGACUUGGAACGAAAAAGGACUCUUCUCUUUUUUAAGUAAUGCAAGCAGCAGUGAUGGAGGAAUCAAACGUAGAGACCGUUGAACAAACAAUCACUAACAACCAACAAGAACAUGCCCAGUUCGAGCAGCCAUCAUCGCCCACUUCUGUCGCUACGCCGACAAGUACCAACAGCGGUAAUACCAGCAAUGCAACACCAACAUUUAGUUAUGAUGACCUGUUUCCGGCAUUGCCAGCGAAUACCGCCGCUCCACUUAGUAGUAACGCCGCUCCACCGUGUGUUCGAGUGACCACCACACAAAAAACUCAGGUGUUGCAUGUUACUGGCGAGGAGCGAAAAACUACUGAAUCGGAUAAAUUCGGUGAAGGGGAAUCAAGACGAAUUUGUCAGCAAAUUUCAAAGGAUACCGGGGCUCAAAUUGAGAUUGCUGGUGGCAAGAAUCAAUCUCUAACCUUCCUAAUUAAGGGCAAGCAAAGUGAAAUCUUAGAUGCCCGUCGUCGCAUUCUAAUGCAUUUCUCUACGCAAGCUAGCAAACUGGUGUCGAUACCUAAAGAGCAUCAUCGCGUCAUUCUGGGUAAGCGUGGUGAACGUUUGCGUGAAUUAGAGCGAGUAACCGCAACGCGUAUAAAUAUUCCCUCUCAAACGGAGGAGAGUGAUAAUAUCACAAUUUCGGGCACUAAAGAGGGUAUCGAAAAGGCCGAACAAGAAAUCCGCCAAUUGUCGGCUGAACAAUAUAAGAAAUGCUCAGAUCGUACUUCCGUACCGAAAGUGUAUCAUCCGUUUAUUGUGGGUCCUAACAAUGAAAACCUUACAAAGUUGAUGGAAGAGACUGGCGCGAAAAUCAAUGUGCCACCACAAUCGGUGCAAAAGGAUGAGAUUGUGAUUUCGGGCGAGAAGGAUGCAGUAGCUAAUGCUAAAGCAAAAGUGGAAGCCAUUUAUAAAGAAAUGGAAAAGAAAUGCUCCACUGUUAGCGUUGAAGUUGCUAAGUCACAACAUCGUUACGUUAUCGGUCCAAAAGGCUCAACGUUGGCGGAUAUUCUUCGCAUCACUGGAGUUUCAGUUGAAAUGCCACCGACGGAUUCCCCAUUGGAGACCAUAACAUUACGUGGACCCCAGGUGGCUUUAGGUAACGCGUUGACCGUUGUUUACCAAAAGGCCAAUUCGGUGAAAUCGGUUGAAAUCGAAGCGCCUAAUUGGACACACAAGUAUGUUAUCGGUCGCAAAGGUGCCAAUAUGCGUCAAUUGGAAGAGGAAUGCCCCAAUGUGAAUGUCUUCUGUCUGGACGACAAAAUCAAACUAGAGGGUGAUCCAGAACGUGUUGAUCAGGCAACAACAUAUAUCAACGACAUUGUGCACAAUUACUUAGACCACUAUACGUAUGUGGUGAUGACCGUAAACCCAUCCUACUACAAACAUAUCAUUGGCAAAGCUGGCGCAAAUGUAAACCGUUUAAAGGACGAACUGAAAGUGAACAUAAAUAUUGAGGAAGAUCAGAAUAACAUACGUAUUGAGGGUCCCAAGGACGGCGUUCAACAGGCUCAGCUUGAAUUACAAGAAAAAAUCGAUAAACUGGAAAAUGAAAAGUCAAAGGAUGUUAUCAUCGAUCGCCGUUUGCAUCGUUCGAUAAUUGGUGCCAAGGGUGAGAAAAUACGUGAGAUGAAGGAUCGUUAUCGUCAAGUCACUAUUACCAUACCAAGUCCUCAAGAAAAUACGGACAUUGUUAAGCUACGUGGUCCUAAAGAGGAUGUCGACAAGUGCCACAAAGAUUUGCUGAAACUCGUUAAGGAAAUUCAGGAAUCUUCUCACAUCAUUGAAGUACCCAUCUUUAAACAGUUCCAUAAAUUUGUCAUCGGCAAAGGCGGCGCUAAUAUUAAGAAAAUACGUGACGAAACUCAGACGAAAAUCGAUUUGCCAGCGGAGGGUGACACGAAUGAAGUAAUUGUCAUCACAGGAAAGAAAGAAAAUGUUCUCGAAGCCAAGGAACGAAUUCAAAAGAUCCAAAAUGAGCUGUCCGACAUCGUUACUGAAGAAGUUCAGAUUGCUCCCAAAUUCUAUAAUUCUAUCAUUGGAACAGGCGGUAAAUUGAUUUCAGCUAUAAUGGAAGAAUGUGGCGGUGUUUCCAUCAAGUUCCCCACCAGCGACUCGAAAAGUGACAAGGUGACAAUUCGCGGCCCCAAAGACGAUGUGGAAAAAGCCAAAGCCCAAUUGCUUGAACUUGCCAACGAACGUCAACUAGCUUCAUUCACUGCUGAAGUGCGUGCCAAGCAACAGCAUCAUAAAUUUUUAAUUGGUAAAAAUGGCGCUUCCAUCCGCAAAAUUCGUGAUGCCACCGGUGCUCGCAUUAUUUUCCCUUCCAAUGAAGAUGAAGACAAGGAGGUCAUAAUAAUCAUCGGCAAAGAGGAUAGUGUGAAGACCGCCAAAGAGCAAUUGGAAGCCAUUAUUAAAGAUAUUGAUCAAGUAACUGAAGGAGAGAUAUCUGUCGAUCCCAAGUACCAUAAACAUUUUGUUGCAAAACGUGGAGAAAUCUUACAUCGCAUAGCCGAAGAGAAUGGAGGUGUUAUGAUUUCAUUUCCACGACCUGGAAUCGAUUCUGACAAAGUUACAUUGAAGGGUCCCAAGGAUUGUAUUGAGGCAGCGAAACAACGCAUUGCCGAAAUAGUUGCCGACUUAGAGGCGCAGGUCACUAUUGAGGUAGUCAUUCCACAGCGACUACAUCGCACUAUAAUGGGUGCGCGUGGGUUCAAAGUACAACAAGUGACCUCUGAACAUGAUGUACAAAUUAAAUUCCCCGAUCGCGAUGCAACCAAUCCCGUUGAAGGCUUGAUAAAUGGCACUAACAGUAAUGAUGAAGGCGGUGAUGAAAAUGUGGAACCUAUACGCGAAUGUGAUAUUAUUCGCAUAACCGGCCGCAUCGAAAAAUGCGAAGCAGCUAAGCAGGCUCUGAUUGAUUUAAUACCAAUCGUCAAGGAGCUCGAGGUGCCCUACGACCUACAUCGCACAAUCAUCGGUCCCAAAGGUGCCAAUGUUCGUCAAUUUAUGUCCACAUACGAUGUGCACAUAGAAUUGCCGCCUAGCGAAACGAAGUCUGAUCUGAUAAAACUCAGCGGUACUCCGGCGCAUGUAGAAGAAGCCAAGCUAGCUUUAGAUAAAAUGAUUGAGGAAUACGAAGCAGACCGUGCGGAUCGUGAGCUUCGUUCUUACGAGUUGAAAAUCGAUGUUGAUACGCAGUAUCAUUCGAAAUUGAUUGGCCGACGCGGUGCUGUCAUCAAUAAGUUGCGUGCUGAUCACGAUGUUCAAAUCUCGCUGCCAAAACGUACUGAUCCCGAUCCACGGAUUAUUACAAUUACCGGUUACAAAGCCAAUACCGAGGCCGCGCGUGAUGCCAUUAUGGAAAUUGUGGGUGACUUACAGGAUUUGUAUCGUGAGGUCAUCGAAGUGGAUUCGCGCAUACAUUCGCACAUUAUUGGUCAUCGUGGUCGCACCAUUCGCAAGAUUAUUGAAGAUAAUAAGGUUGACAUUAAGUUCGCCUCUUCUGAUGAAGCUCAAACUAAUCCCAAUGGUGUAACAAUUAUUGGCAAAGAAGAAGAUGUCGAAAAUGCUAAGGAAAUUAUACUCAAUAUGGCUGAAGACUAUACAAAUGAAUACUUGGACAAUUUGCCACCAUCACCACAACCUCAGACUGUUGCGGCCUUCUUACCAGGUGGAAAUGAGAAUGGUUUUGUUAUUAAAAAUGCACCGUGGGAGAAAUCUAACGACAAGCAAGGCAAGAGCUCUGCUCCCAAUACUCAGUCGCAGGAAGAUUUUCCAGAUUUCGCAGCUGGAGGCCCAAUACCAUUGGCUACUCCCUUAACAUCAGCAUGGGGGCCGAAAAACUAAAUGAAAAAGUAAAAUC